Molecule: messenger RNA, 2369 nt
Organism: Carassius auratus (goldfish)
Lineage: Eukaryota; Metazoa; Chordata; Actinopteri; Cypriniformes; Cyprinidae
Gene: fga
Product: fibrinogen alpha chain
Exons: 6
Coding region: 122-2224 (700 amino acids)
Biological process (GO): platelet aggregation; blood coagulation, common pathway; blood coagulation
Cellular component (GO): fibrinogen complex
Molecular function (GO): protein-macromolecule adaptor activity; extracellular matrix structural constituent; signaling receptor binding
Source: RefSeq, a predicted model, not a curated record
CUGUGGGGGCCGGGGACUGAGUGUACAUGGUCAAUAAUGAGUCAAUCUGCUGAUCAAUAAGAAGGGUUCAUGUGGGAUGUGUGAGCACUGACAGUCUGUAUUCUGCACAGAGAGACCAGAGAUGAAGCUCACACAUUCGCUCCUCUGCCUGUUCGUGGUUGUGUCCUCUGCUUUGUCAGAUGACCCAGUUGUGAACGUUAGAGGUGCUCGUCCUAUCGAACACGGCUACAAGGCACAAGACACCUGUAAGACAAAAGAAUGGCCUAUGUGUACAGAUGACGACUGGGGAAGCAAAUGUCCAUCUGGCUGCCGAGUUCAAGGCCUCAUGGACAAAGCUGACCACGAUAUCAUCAAGAAGAUUGAGAAGAUUCGUCUUCUUCUGGACGAGGGCCGGAAACUGUAUCGCUCCACCGAUCAAGUGUCCAAAAACACUUACUCUUACCUAAGAGAGCGACUGUCCUCUAGCGCUGGUAAUGAUAACAGGUACACCACCUUGGCCGAACAGCUAAGACAGAGGAUUACUGAUAUCAAGAUUAAAAUUGACCGUCAACUCCGGUUACUGGACGCUCUGAAGUCGCAGGUCAAAGAUCAAGUUGUUGUAAUUCAGCGACUUGAGGUCGACAUUGACAUCAAACUACGCACAUGCAAGGGCUCUUGCGCCAGCUACACUGAGUUCUCGGUGGACAGGGAGAGCUAUGUGACUCUGGAUAAGCAAAUGGACCAACUCAACUCUUUGCGUGUCCAGAACGUGGAGACCGUUAGUUCUCUGGGAAUCAUGAAGAGCAGGCCAUUGAAGGACUUGGUGUUACCCUCCAUAUAUAAAAGCGGAACAGGCAAAGCUGAGCAGAAGCAGCUCCUCUUUGGAGACGUGGGUCAGAUGAAGCUUACUCUGGAGGCGGAGGGUUCCACUGCCGAAUCUGCCGCCACUGUUAGCAAGUUCCCUAUAUCAGGUACGGGCUCAGCUUCUUCCUCUACAUCACAUACCUCUACCUCCACCUCCACCAUCAAGCAGUGCACCAAGUCAGUGCGCAAGGUGACAACACACACCAAAGACGGCCCCGUGGAGAAGAUUGAGGUUACGACUAGCGGGCCCGGGUGUGAAGAUUUAGAAAAAAUGGGAAUUUCAGAUUCAGAGUUUUUGACGGCAGCCAAAGAAGGGAAAGAUCUGAACCGUGACGGAGUCAGAAUAACCGUGAGUGGUGGGAAAGAAAAGUCCAUGACUUCUCUCAGUCACGGCACAGAUGGCCUGGGUGAAUUCAGUGAUGGUUUCUUCACGGGUCUUGGCACUGAUAAGCAAAGGCUCUCCUCAUCUUCAUCCUCUUCCUCUUCCUCAUCGUCAUCUUCCACGAAAACGGUUGUGUCAGAUGGAAGCAAGGGUUAUUCAAAGACCACCCUCUCUAGUGACCCGUUUUUUGGGGAUGACCUUGGGGCGUUCAUGCCUGGCGACGUGGAAGAGGAUCUACCCGACAUCCACGCACGAAGUGUGAAAUCGCGCGACGAGCGCAAGGCUGGCUUUGUCGGUGGAGAUUGCGCUGAAAUCCUGCAGAAGCAUGCAAAUGGCGGUCAGAGCGGCCUGUUCAAAAUAAAGCCUGCUGGGUCGGAGGAGGUAGUAGAGGUUUUCUGUGACCAGGGCACUGGGUUGGGAGGCUGGACUCUGGUUCAGCAGAGGGAGGAUGGGUCUGUUAACUUCAAUCGCACUUGGAAGGAGUAUCGAAAUGGUUUUGGCCAGUUAGACCAGCAGGGUAAGGGCGAGAUCUGGAUCGGCAAUAAAUUCCUACACCUUCUCACUCAGAAUGAGAGUAUUCUAAGAGUGGAGCUGCAGGACUGGGACGGAAAUGAGGCCUACGCAGAAUACAGUGUUAAAGUUGGCUCGGAGGCCAAAGGCUUUCCGCUGACUGUGUCAGAUUACAUGGGUGAUGCAGGUGAUGCGUUAGUGCAAGGUCAGCCUAAACUCAGAGCCUUCCUAUCACAUGCUGGCAUGAAGUUUAGCACCUUUGAUAGGGACAGCGAUAAGUGGGAGGAGAACUGUGCGGCGAUGUAUGGUGGAGGGUGGUGGUACAAUAAUUGCCAGUCGGCCAACCUUAAUGGGAUUUACUAUAAAGGAGGCCAGUACGACCCUGGCACCAAAGUCCCUUAUGAGAUUGAGAAUGGUGUUGUGUGGCUGCCUUUCAAACCAGCUGAUUACUCCCUCAAAGUAGUGAGAAUGAAGAUCAGACCAGUCUAAAAAUGAAAAAUGAUGGGGAAAAGGACAGAUAUACAGCCAUAGUUUUGAAUGAUCUGCUUGUCAUUAUGUGAGGACGUCAUGUUGCCUUGUACACUUUCACACAACAGCUUACCUCAUGUUUCCAAUAAAAAUGUGUUCACUUAAA